This is a messenger RNA of Onychostoma macrolepis, 2230 nucleotides long. It is a transcript of the gene slc25a15a, whose product is annotated as solute carrier family 25 member 15a. The record is from RefSeq and is a predicted model, not a curated record. Lineage: Eukaryota; Metazoa; Chordata; Actinopteri; Cypriniformes; Cyprinidae. Bases 1150 to 2016 code for a protein of 288 amino acids. The transcript has 6 exons. Gene Ontology annotation, molecular function: L-ornithine transmembrane transporter activity. Gene Ontology annotation, biological process: mitochondrial L-ornithine transmembrane transport.
AGACCCAUUACCACAGGUGUAUAAAAUCAAGCACCUACAGUCUGCAUUUACAAACUUUUGUGAAAAGAAAAAAAAAUUCUGAAGAGUUUUACAGAUUAUCUAUAAAGACACUGAGUGGGUUUUGCCGAGUGCUGAGGCGCAUGGUGCAUAAAGGUCAGCAAUGCUCUUCUGAUUCCAUAGCUGAAGAGUUAAAAAACCCACUGGCAUUACUAUCAGCACAAAAACUGUGCAGCGGGAGCUUCUUCAUGGAAUGGGUCUCUAUGGACAAACAGCUGGAUGCAAGCUUCACAUCACCAAGUACAAUGGCAAGCAUCAGCUGGAGUUGUAAAGCACACCACCACUGGACUCUGCAGCAGUGGAAACAUGUUCUGUGACAAUCACACUUCUCUGUUUGGUGGAUGCCAGGAGAAUGUCACCUGCCUGACUGCAUUGUGCCAGCUGUAAAGUUUGAUGGAGGAAGGACAGUGGUAUGGGCUUGUUUUGUUUUUUUUAUCUUAAUGCCUCACUCGACAUUUUGGAGAAUGCCAUGCUUCCAAAUUUGUGGGAAUAGCUGGGGGAAGACCCUUUUCUAUUACAGUAUGAUUGUGCCCCAGUUCGCAAAAUAAGGCCCAUUAAGUCAUGGUUGGAAGAGCUCACCCCUAACCUCAACCCCAUCGAAUAUAUUUGGGAUGAACUGGAACAGAGAUUGCAAGACGGCCUUCUCAUCCAACAUCAAUGUGUGACCUCACGAAUGAUCUACUGGAUGAAUGGGCAAAACUGACCACAGAAAUACUCCAAAAUCUUAAAUAAAGUUAAGCGAAUCCCCAUUCGCUGUAGGCGAGAUGUAUGAGGAUCACAAUCACCCUGUGGCUCCCCCAGACCCUGGAUAUUCUCCCUGAGCCCUCCUAGCCAUUCAUCGCACCUGCCAUGGACCCCAGGCGAAUAUCAUGCUCGCCACACACUCUAACCUGCGACCACAGCCACCAUGGACCCUCAGCCUAGACCUGCUGCCACCCAGGAGCCAGAGCUUAUUGACCUACUGGAUUUAAGUCCCAUACCUAAAGUACGUCCUCCUCUGCUGGUCCCAUCCAGCACUAGUGACUCACCGGUUCUGUCCAGUUUUUUGUUUUUUUUGACCCUUCCUCUUCUCUGCCCUGCAUCAUAGCCUUGAUGGUUGUCAAGGGCCACUGGUCAUCCUUCUUUGACUCUGCCAUGGUCCUCUUGCUCCUCCGGUUCUUCUUAGCCCACUGGCUCCAACAGUACAAUCACAGUCUCCUGAUCUACCAUGGUUUUUGGGGUUGUAGAAUGGAAUCCGAAAAGACCCAACCCUCAGGCCCAGGCAUCUCUGCCUCGGCUUCCAAUUCUCUGGCUCUUUCAUGGUCAGCAACUCCUCAGUCUCCACUGUGGAUUUCCAUUCCUCCGGCUCUUCCAGGCUUUUGUGAUGUUCAGAAGGCCUGCUCAGGCUCUGUCGCUUCCGUCUUCUCAUCUCUGGCUUUAUGCCCCACUGAACUGGUUAAAUGUCGGCUGCAGGCCAUGCAUGAAAUGGAGGCAUCCGGCAAGAUCGCCAGUGGACAGAAAAGCACGGUGUGGUCUGUUGUGAAAAAUGUGUUACGGACAAACGGACCUCUGGGUUUCUAUCAGGGUCUCACCACCACUAUAGUCCGUGAGAUACCUGGAUACUUCUGUUUCUUUGGAGGAUAUGAACUCAGCCGCUCAAUGUUUGCCCAACACAUGGGCAGAGACAAAGAACACAUAGGUGUUGUGCCCUUGAUGUUCAGUGGUGGUUUUGGCGGUGCCUGUCUGUGGUUGGUUGUGUACCCCAUAGACUGUGUGAAGUCUCGUAUCCAGGUUCUGUCUUUAGCAGGGAAACAGGAAGGCUUCCUCAAGACUCUUAAGGGGAUUUUACGAAAUGAGGGAGUGGCACCACUGUAUUCCGGUUUGACCCCAACUAUGAUCCGAACAUUUCCUGCCAAUGGAGCUCUCUUUUUAGCCUAUGAAGUCAGUCGCAAGAUAAUGAUGCAACAGUUUGAACACUGAGUCCAGUCUGUAUAAUGCCAUCUAGUGCAUUUGGUUGCUUUUAAAACAUGCCUUUGGAAGUUUUUUGUUCCUUUUAUGUUGGAGAGAGACAAUGGAACUCUCAACAAUGUGACUCUCGAGACCCAAAGCUCUCCAUAGCUGCCUUAAUGCGGUCUUGGUAUACACAUAUCUGAACAACUUUAAAGUCUGAAAAGGCCUAUGUUUGACAAAUGUG